UUCUGUCAAAGACUAACAUCUGUUGCUAUAUUAACUGGAGGCAAGUAAUGUGCCCUAAUCUGAGUAUGUAAGUCUGCUAUAACAUCAUCUUCUUUUUCUAGAGCAACUAUCAUUUGGGUGAAUUGUAUAAUUCCUAAAAAUAAAAGAGAAAACGAUGAAGUGCGAAAGGUGAUCCAGUAAUCUAUGUAGUAUAAAUUAUUUGUAAUUGGGGCAUUACCUUCUCUGUUAUCAGUAAACCCAAAUUUUUUAAUAACAUCCAUUUCAACCUGUACCACCAAAGGAAAUACAUACUGCAUAACCUUUAACAUAUCAUUGCUUGCAUUGGCUUUAGCUUCAUUUAUCUUCUGAGAAGCUUCUUCACUUUCUAAAGCAGUCAAAAUUCCUUCAAGUGCAGCUGUUAUCAAAACAUAAAUUAGCCCAAUCUUUCUGAUGGAAUAAAAAGGUAAUUAUAAUAUUUUUUUUUUAAAUGUGAUAUGAUUUUAACAUUACCUCUUGCAGUUUCAGCAGUAAAAGUCAUCGUAUCACCCAUAUUAUGCAGAUAACGAUUAACGAUAAAACUUGUUAAUUGAUAUCAGUUACACUAAUUCGAUCUUAGCGACCAGUAAACAACGUCGCUAAGUAACAAAAGCUAGUUGAAUCGCAGCGAAAUUAACUGAUAACAGUUCAAAAGUAAUUAAAAUACUUUCAAUUAACGACAAUUUUAAAUUUCUAUAAAUAAAUUUAUAAAAAACACUGAGGUUGAAGAUCUAUUUUUUUUUUCCUUUUUCCUUUUUUAAUUUUAGGGACCCCCACGUCGAUUUACACAGGAUCAUUUAAAAAUAAUCGGGGACUAGAAUAAAAUUAUUUAUACAUAUGUCAAUUUUGUUAUCUAACACUUAAAAUAGAUCUUUUAAUAAACAUUGGGAAGUAUUCCAUAGAUAUCAAAAUGGAGUUUCACCGCCAGGUAUGAAUUUGACCGACGGUAUUUCUAGUUGUAGACGUUUGACAUUUAAAUUUCUUUAUCCAAAUUCCAUUUAAAACUGUGGACAAAUUUAACAAUGAGUAACCUUCUAUACUCACUUGGAUUGCCAAGUUCUAUUAAUGACUCUAUUUUGCAUUUAACUUUGUUGUUAUACGUAAAUAGUAAAGGAGAUGUAAUUAUGUGAUAGUUAAACCCAAGGUCAGGAUGAGAGAGAGAGGGAAAAAGGUGUGUUGCCUUAUCUUUUUUGCUGUUUGCUGAAUCUAGUCUAUUGGCCAGGCUUUGGUUGUGACUACUGUAAUGGACAGGGCAGGUUUUGCAGAGAUUUUUAAGGACACAGAAAGAGCAUGACAAGACUUAGUUCAAGGAAAACUUGAAUCAUGCACUCCAGAUUCUCAAAAAUUGCUUUUGGUUCAGCUAUAGCAGGAUCAACUGCUUAUCUAUCUUCAUGGCUUAUUAAUGAUUUUCCAUUUCUUGAAGAUGAGAAAUUAAAAGUACACGCCAGUUCAGGUAACGCUAAAUUAGUUAAGCGACCUCUUCCUCCUCGAAGCGAACAGUUAAAGUCAUUAAAGAAUGAAUCGUUCGAUGUGCUCAUCAUCGGCGGUGGUGCAUCUGGAGCGGGUUGUGCUUUGGAUGCACAAACCAGGGGACUGAAAACUGCUUUGAUUGAAAUGGAUGACUUUGCAUCCGGAACCAGUUCAAGAAGCACAAAGCUUAUUCACGGUGGAGUGCGCUACUUACAAAAGGCCAUUAUGAAUUUGGAUAUAGAGCAAUACCGUAUGGUUAAAGAGGCCUUGCACGAACGAGCUUUCAUGUUAGAAUCAGCGCCUCAUCUUACUCAGCCAUUGCCAAUUAUGGUUCCUAUUUAUAAGAGCAGGUCCCUAGGCCAAUUUCUUUUUAAUCUGCGUCGAGCAGGUAACAGUGAGGAGGGAAUUGAAAGAACGAUUGGAUUGAGGUGGUGGCAAGUGCCUUAUUUUUGGAUCGGAAUGAAAAUGUACGACCUCGUUGCUGGUUUCAAAACUGUUAAACAUUCAUUUUAUAUAGGCAAAACAUCAGCUUUGGAAAAUUUUCCCAUGUUACGUAAAGAAAGACUCUGCGGUGCCAUUGUUUAUUAUGAUGGUCAACAGGAUGAUGCUCGAAUGUGCCUCGCUAUUGCGUUAACUGCGACAAGGCACGGUGCAACAGUUGCGAAUCAUAUCAAAGCAGUAGAAAUACUUAAGGAUUCAAAUGGCUGUUGCUGCGGCGCAAGGCUUAGAGAUGAAUUCACAGGUGAAGAGUGGAACUGCUUAGCUAAAUGUAUUAUAAAUGCUACAGGACCACAUACUGAUUCAGUUAGGAAAAUGGACAAUCCAAAGAUUCCUACUAUUUGUGCUGCAAGUGCUGGUACACACAUCGUUUUACCAGGAUACUACAGUCCAGAAAAGAUGGGUCUUCUUGAUCCUGCGACGUCAGACGGAAGAGUGAUUUUCUUCCUUCCUUGGCAGAAGCAUACCAUUGCAGGUACAACCGACAUGCCUUGCGAGGUCACCCACCAUCCUAAACCUACGGAAGAAGAAAUAUUAUUCAUUUUACAAGAAAUAAAGAACUAUCUUAAUAAAGAUGUUGAAGUGAGGCGUGGUGAUGUUCUAUCAGCUUGGUCUGGUAUCCGACCUCUUAUAUCAGAUCCUAAUAAAUCCGACACUCAAUCGAUUGCCAGAAAUCAUGUCGUUGAAGUCAGUGAUUCACGAAUGAUUACCAUAGCUGGAGGAAAAUGGACUACGUACAGGUCGAUGGCUACUGACACCGUGGAUGCUGCUUUAAAAGCUGUUCCAGAGCUUGCCACCAAAGCUGGGCCUUGCAUUACCGAUAAGCUCCUGAUAGAAGGAGCUCACGGCUGGACUCCUACCAUGUACAUAAGGCUCGUUCAGGAUUUCGGAUUAGAAUGCGAAGUUGCUCAGCAUUUAGCUUACUACUACGGUGAUAGAGCUUUCGCUGUGGCGAAGCUUGCUUCACUUACUGGCCAGAGGUGGCCCAUUAUCGGAAGGAAGAUACACCCAGAGUUCCCUUAUAUCGAUGCCGAGAUUCGAUAUGGCGUGAGGGAGUACGCUAUGACUGCGAUUGACAUGAUUGCCCGAAGACUCAGGCUCUCUUUCCUCAACGUCCAGGCCGCGAGGGAAGCUUUACCUCUCAUUGUUAACACGAUGGCUGAAGAACUUCACUGGGAUGAGAAAGAGAAACAAAGGCAAACUGACCUAGCCAUUGAAUUUUUAAUGAAUGAAAUGGGCGAGCAGGUGAACCGAGCUAGUAAAGACAAGAUCCCAAUUGAUCUCACAAAAGAUGAAGUCAAAAUGUAUAUUGAAAGGUUCAGGCUCAUUGAUCAAGAAAACAAAGGCUAUAUUUCCAUUAAUGAUAUGCGCAGAUCUUUCAAGAAUUUUGGUGAUGUACAUAUUUCCGGAGAAGAGCUUCAUGAGAUGUUGAGGGAAAUAGACACAAAUAUGAAUGGCCAAGUAGAAUUAGACGAGUAUCUUCAGAUGAUGUCUGCUGUAAAGGCGGGACAUAUCAGUGCCACUGCAAGUCGGUUUGCUCGAAUGGCGGAAAUGGAACACGAAAAAGCUCAAAUAAAAAAGAAGAUUCCUGUUGAGAGAUCUGGCGGUGGCCUUUAAGUUUUUAUAUUAUUGUAAAUUAUUCUGUUUUUACGGCUGCCAAAUUUCUUUUUAUUUAAAUUAAAAUUUUAAAAAAAUUGAUAUUAACGUCUCUCUCUUUCUUUAACUUGAGUUUAAUUUUGUUAUCUUUAAGCUCUUGUUCUAAAUUUUAACUUAAUAUUUAAAAAAAAAAAAAAAAACUAACUGCAGUAUUCAUCUUAUUGUUUCAUAUUAUCUGUCAUUAAUUUUCUUUCAUUCAUCAACAAAGUUAUAUUUUAGUUGAUGGAAUGUAAGAGUUUGAUUCAGGUUAUUGAAGAUAAUGUAGUUUUAAUUACAAUAAUUUAAUUAUUGAAUUAAGGUUUAAGCGGAGAAUGGUUCCCAUUAAUGUUAACAAAUUGUUAUUGUUAUUAAUUGUGCUUGCUAACUUAAAUUAUUUCAAAGGUUGUAAAUAGUCUAUUCUAUUCAUUAAUCUAAUGAAUAAUUAAUUUAUUUUGAUCUAUUUAUAAAUUAUUUAUAAUGUAUAGACACACAUGUAAAGUAUAACUUAUUUUACUGGUAAAUAUAAUAAUAUAUAACUUGCAUCAUCAUUUAUUUUCCAUUUUUAUCCUAUUUACAAUUAAGAAGUUAAGAUAUUUAGUCAGGAUUCAUC
Molecule: messenger RNA, 4228 nt
Organism: Nezara viridula (southern green stink bug)
Lineage: Eukaryota; Metazoa; Arthropoda; Insecta; Hemiptera; Pentatomidae
Source: the annotation of a GenBank genome assembly